CUUUAAGCGUGUGCAUCGACAAAUUUUGAAAAAAGUCAUUUUUUUUGUUUCUUUCCAAAAUUUUUUUUUAUUGCCUACAUUUUGUGAAUUAUUUGUAUGGUUUUUUUUCUUUAAUUCGCUUAUGGUAAAAUCUUCAUCUAAUUUUUGUUUUUUGCUUUUGUGGUGUUAUUUAUUUAUUUAAAAAAAACAAAUGAACAAUUUAAAAUGAAUGAAAAUCAUAAACCAAAAAUUCUAGGCCCUUGCCUAUUGUUUUUUAUUUUGUUAUUCUGUUGGCAAUUACCACAAUUAUGUCAAUCACAAAUAUCAAAUAAUGCACAAAAAAAUGCAGCUGGUCAAAGUUCAUUGAAUUUACAAAGUAUAAAAAGUAGUGCAGAGUUAAAUCGAAAUGCACAAUAUAUUCCAGGUAAUCGACGACCAGUUGAACAACAAGGUCCGAUUAAUAUGGGUGAUUUGCAACGAUUUCGUUCCGAAUUAAUGUAUCCAUUUACACAACAAGAAUAUCUUGAAAUAACAUCAAGUAAAUCAUUUCAUGAUCAACCAUUACAAUUUCAGAUGCCAUUUUUUGGCUUCCGUUAUACUUAUAUUUGGAUUCAAAGAGAUGGUUAUCUAGCAUUUAGCCAAGGACAAAUAUCAUAUAAUUUUCCAGUAAAAUUUCCAUUUCCACCACCAAAUAAACAAAGUAAAGGUCAUGAUCCUUCAAUCAUUGCACCAUUCUUUGCAAUGCAAGAAGUUGAACCAAAAGCUCCUAUGGGUGGUGUUUAUCUACGGGUGAUUGAUCUAACAAAAGAAACCAAUAUAACAUUACGUGAAGGAAUAUAUGCCGAUUUUCGUGAUGGAAUGAUUGGUGCGGCUAAUUUUCGUCCAAAAUUUGCCAUUAUUGUUACAUGGAAAAAUAUGACCUAUACGAAUCGUGCACCGGAUUUUGAUCGAGUUACCAAUACCUAUCAAGUUGUAUUGGCAACUGAUGAAGUUCGUACAUUUGCUAUGUUUAAUUAUGAACAUAUUGGAUGGAUAGCACCUUAUUUUGAAGGUAAAAAAGGACCGCCAGCUUAUGUUGGUUUCAAUGCCGGCAACAGUACUCGAACAUAUGAAUUUGUACCUUAUUCACAAAAUGCUCGUAUCUCCUAUCUUCCAAGCCGAGGUUUUGGAAACAAUCUUGAAGGAAGAUAUUUUUUUCAGAUUGAUGAAGAAAUUUGGUCCGGUGCUUGUGUCGAAAAAGAAUUAGAUCCAAAUUUACCAAGUCGAUUACCGUUAUCAUUUUUUCCAAAAGUCGGUAAUAUGCUUGGUGGUACAUUGGUCAAUGUGACUGGUCCUUGUUACCAACCUGAUGAUAUCAUUGAAUGUAUGUUUGAAAAUUGGCCUACUAAAGGUGUUUACAUCGAUAGAAAUCGUGUUAGCUGUAUUUCACCACCUGUCAUGUACCAUGGUUAUGUUGAUUUAACCGUACGAGUUAAUGGCAAUAUUGAUUUCUAUGGUCGAUUUUAUAUUCAGCCACCAGAUAUCGCUCAUGAUGAUAUUUCUAUUGUUGCCGAUAAUGAUCGUCAAGAAGAUCCAGUCGAAAUUGAGAUCAAAUGGAAACCCGAACGAUUGGCAUUGGAUUCACGAGCAGUCGGACAAUUAUCAUUGUGGGGUUAUCGUGAAUCGGAUAAAGUUUAUCCAUCAUUAACCUAUAUCGAUCUAUUGGUUGAUGGUAUUAAUAUUAUGGAUGCUAAAUAUGUUUUGGACGUUCAACAAUUUCGAACACGAUAUAAUCCAUCAGUUUCGGACAUAACAUUUGGCUUUUUAGCAUUGAAUAUUACAAAUCCAGAUCAAGUUUUUGGUCUUGAUUUAAGAAAAUCUCCUAUUAUUUGGUCAAGAGCUAUGCCAUUAGCUUGGUAUUUUAAGAAACAAUGGGAAAAAGAGUUUGGUUCAAAUGGAAAAUGGAAAACCUAUAUGUGUAACAAAUGGUUUGAUCGAGAAACAUUUCUUGAUUAUUUUGCUACCACUGUUUUCCGUUGUCCAUGUACAAUGACACAGGCACAAAUCGAUCGUGGUCAUUUUUCACCCGAUCUUCAAUGUAAUGUUAUUGAUCGUAAAUGUGAUACAUUCCAUCGUGGUGCAUUACAUUGUGUUAAAACUGGAAGACCAUCAAUUGGUGGUUCAGGACAAACUUGUUGUUAUGAUGAAAGACAUGAACUUUUACAAACAGCCGAUACAAUGUACGGUGGACGACCAUCACGUGCAUAUGUUUAUGGUAAACAUCCAUUCAAAUCGCAGAUGAUGAUUCCAGUUUUGUCAGAAUAUUAUCAUGAUAUUGUGCCAUUCUUUUUCUGUUGUAAAUGGCAACCUAAAGAAGAUGAUUCUAAAACAUGUCAAAUGUAUAAUUAUUGGCGAACAUCACAAGAUUGUUCAUCCUAUCAACCACCUGCCGUUGCAUCAGUGUUUGGUGAUCCACAUCUUAUUACAUUCGAUCAAUUAAAUUAUACAUUCAAUGGUAAAGGUGAAUUUACAUUAGCUCGUGUUUCAAAUCCAAUGUAUCAAUUCAAUCUACAAGGUCGUUUUGAGCAACUGCCAUCACCAGACAAUUUUGCACCAAUGCCUAAUGCAACAUUUUUAAGUGCCAUUGCUGUUAAAGAUAAUGUAUCAUCUGUAGUUGAAUUUCGAAUACGACCAUUAGCGGCUAGUUGGCGUUAUCAAAUGUAUGUUAUAGUCGAUAAAGAAUAUGUAUUUUGGUGGGAUGAUUCGAUGCGUCUACAAAAUUUCUAUGGUGUUUCAUUAUAUCAACCAGCUGGUAUUAAAAAUAUGUCACAUAUUAUUGCAAUGUUUGAUUCGGGUGCUGGUGUUGAAGUUAUUGCUAACAAAGGUCGAAUGACUGUUCAUGUUUAUGCACCUUAUUCAUUUAUGAAUAGUACAUCUGGUUUGCUUGGAAACUAUUCAAGAGUACAACAUGAUGAUUUUGUACUUCCAAAUCAACAAUAUCUUCCUAUCGAUCAACCGCCUGAAGUAUUGUAUCGAGAAUUAUCAAGAGUGUAUCGUGUACUGGAAAAAGUAACACCAAACGAUAUUAAUCAACAGUCAACAUUAUUUUUCCAUGAUGCGGUACCAUAUUCCUAUUAUGAUGGCAUAAAUUUUAAGCCUGAUUUCCAUCCACAAUUACCAACAUUUGCAAAACAUUUGGAAGAAGAUAUGAUCAAUGUUUGCAGUGAUUCUAGCUCUUGUCGUUAUGAUUAUAUAACAACAUUGAAUCGAGAAUUUGCUGCGUUAACCAAAAGUGAAGAAACAGCAUCAGCCAUAUUGGCUAAAGAAGCACAACAAUUAGUAAUUCGUUGUCCAGCAUUACCAAAACCAUUGAAUGGACGAAAAUCUGAAAAUCGUUAUUGGCCGGGUAUAAUUGUACGAUUUAUUUGUAAUGAUGGUUAUCGUUUAAUUGGUUAUGAAGCUCGACGAUGUCGUGAAGAUGGUCUAUGGUCUUGGGGUGUUGAUCCUGAAUGUAUUAGCCAUGCUGCUUAUAUUGGACAAAUUGCUGGUAUUGGUUUUGGAAUUUUAAUACCGAUUAUUGUUCUAUUGAUUAUUGUUGUAUUAUUUGUUGUAUUGGGUCGUCGCGAAAAUGAUCAUGAAGGUACAUAUGAUACAAAUGAAGAUGGUGAUGUUGAUCAUAUACCUGAAGCUAUUGAAUUAACACCAAGCGAAAAAAAUGAUCAUAAUUCAUUAGAAAAUGAUGAUCAACAUUAAUCAAUGCAACAAAAAAAAA
Messenger RNA from Dermatophagoides pteronyssinus (European house dust mite), 3730 nucleotides. RefSeq names its product protein mesh-like. Lineage: Eukaryota; Metazoa; Arthropoda; Arachnida; Sarcoptiformes; Pyroglyphidae. Gene Ontology annotation, biological process: cell-matrix adhesion. The record is from RefSeq and is a predicted model, not a curated record.